AUCUGAGGGCAGACCUGCAGCUGGAUUGGCUCAAAGGUAUCAGGGGUGGAGUUAAGAGAGUUCUCUUCCUGGAUACCCAGCAGCCUCAGCGCAUGGGACUCCUGAGGCUCGGUCGCAGCCGCCCACGCGCGUGUCUGGGCUACAUCUUCUACCUGAAGGAGGACGAUGAGUUCAGGGACAAACUGACUCCCAUCUCACUGGCCCUAAACUACAGCCUGACUCCGCCUACUUUUGACCAAACACUCCCACCUGUUCUCAACCAGUACAGCAGCACCUUCCUGCAGGAGCAGGCUUACAUCCUCCUGGACUGCGGCGACGACAACGUCUGCAUCCCUGACCUCCAGCUCUCUGCCAGCAUGGAUCGCACCGAGCUGGUGAUUGGAGAUGACAACCUGGUCAUGCUGACCAUCACUGCGGUAAACCGAGGAGAGGGGGCCUACGAGACGGAGCUGCACACGCUGAUUCCACCGGAGGCGGACUACAUCGGAGUGGAGCGCAGGCUGGAGUCCCUCUUGCAGCUAAACUGCGAGUACAAGACGAUCAACGAGAGCAGGAUGGUGGUCUGUGACCUCGGGAACCCGAUGGUGGCGAGGACGGAGCUGGCUGUUGGUCUGAGGUUUUCGGUACAAAGGUUGGAGGAUGCCGGACCAAAGAUCAGCUUUGAGCUACAGAUCCACAGCUCCAACAAAGACAACUCCAGCAGUAACCUGGUCACCAUGAACAUGUCCAUCACCGCCAGCGCACAGCUCGAUCUGCGGGGGGUGUCUCAUCCCUCUCAGGUGGUGCUGCCGUUUCCAAACUGGCAACCUAAAGAGAAGCCAGUGAAAGAGGACGACGUUGGACCACAAGUAACACACAUCUAUGAGCUUCAUAACUUCGGUCCCAGCAGUAUCGGUGAGGCUGAGCUUCAGGUGGGCUGGCCCUCCCGAUACCAUGACGAGAACCUGCUGUAUGCCAUGGAGAUUGAAACCGACGGCCCAAUUAGCUGCCGGACAAACACCAGCCUGAACCCACAUGGCCUCCAGACCUCCACUCUGCAGGACACCCCAGAGCUGCUGGGCUUCCUGAGGAACCGCAGCGAUCCUCCUCCUCUUCACCGGAGCAGACGAUCCGUCAGCACUGCUGAGAGCUUCAGCACUAAGACGCUGAACUGCUCCAACCUCUCCUGCCUGAAGAUCAUGUGCACGGUUGGCCGGCUGGAUCGAGGCCGGAGCGCUGUGAUUAAGAUCCGGUCCAGGCUGUGGGCUCACACCGUCCUACAGUGGCGCAACGAUCCGUACAGCCUCAACUCUACCGUGUCCUUCCUGGUCCUGUCAGUGCCCUACCUCGUCCAACCCCCCACCUCAUCGCAGCUCCGGGCCUCAAUGGGGACUCUGGUGCUGUGGGGGACUCCUGACGUGUCUUUUGCUGUUCCUCUUUGGGUCAUCAUCCUGGCCAUCCUGCUGGGCCUGCUGGUUCUGGCCAUACUCACGUUAGCCAUGUGGAAGUGCGGGUUCUUCGACCGGGCGCGGCCUCCAGCAGACGACGACGUCUCAGACCAGGAGAAGCUAACGUCUGAUCAGACGGGAGACGCCUGACACGACCGCUCCCGGCUGGACGUUUGUGGUUUUGGGAGGGACGUGCACCUUCUGAAUAACAUGAAUCAGAUCUGAGAUCUGUAUUAUUUUCCCUGGUUGGAAGACUUCUGGCCCCCGUCUGUUUAUACAAGUGACUGCAGCUCCACACACACACACACACACACACACACACACACACACACACACACACACACACACACACACACAUACACACACACACAUACACACACACACACACAUACACACACACACACACACACACACACACACACACACUCACACACACACACACACACACACACACACACACACUCACACACUCACACACACACACACACACACACACACACACACACACACACACACACACACACACAUACACACACACACAUACACACACACACACACACACACAUACACACACACACAUACACACACACACACACAU
This is a messenger RNA of Nothobranchius furzeri (turquoise killifish), 2025 nucleotides long. The record is from RefSeq and is a predicted model, not a curated record. Lineage: Eukaryota; Metazoa; Chordata; Actinopteri; Cyprinodontiformes; Nothobranchiidae.